AUGUUUCGCUUUUUUAUGGGCACUGCAGUUGUCGAUGGCGAUUUUAAAACCAUUAAAGUGGAUGAUUAUAAAGGAAAAUGGCUAAUCGUCUUCUUUUAUCCGUUAGAUUUGAUAUCUUUAACGUGUAACGCAGCAGCUCAGUGGCGCUGCUUUUUGUUGUGGCAAAACGAUCCUUGGUUCGAUGAUAGCACUUUCGUAUGUCCAACAGAAAUAAUUGCAUUCAGCGAUCGUUCACCCGAAUUUCGCAAACUGAAUGCUGAAAUAAUCGCUUGUUCAUGUGAUUCGCAUUUCUCGCAUUUAGCUUGGACGCAUACACCUCGAAAAGAUGGAGGACUAGGCAAAAUGGAGAUUCCACUUCUCGCUGAUUUUAACAAGCAGAUUGCUGAUUCUUUUGGAGUUUUAGAUCAUCAACUCGGUGUUUCUUACAGAGGAUUGUUUUUAAUUGAUCCCAAUGGAGAAAUUCGUCAUUCUCUGGUAAACGAUUUACCAGUUGGCAGAAGCGUUGAUGAAGCCUUGCGAAUUUUGAAAGCUUUUCAGUUUGUUGAGAAACACGGUGAAGUUUGCCCUGCUGAUUGGGAGGAAAAUGAACCAACUAUCAAACCAGAUGUCAGCUCAUCAAAGGAGUAUUUUAAUAAAGUGAAUAAAUAA
Messenger RNA from Dracunculus medinensis (Guinea worm), 648 nucleotides. NCBI's taxonomy places the organism in Eukaryota, Metazoa, Nematoda, Chromadorea, Rhabditida, Dracunculidae. The record is from the annotation of a GenBank genome assembly.